Fonsecaea erecta is the source of this 1209-nucleotide messenger RNA. RefSeq lists its product as hypothetical. The transcript has 4 exons. Gene Ontology annotation, cellular component: fungal-type cell wall. The record is from RefSeq and is a predicted model, not a curated record. The coding region runs from base 1 to 1209 and encodes 402 amino acids. Gene Ontology annotation, molecular function: acid phosphatase activity. Lineage: Eukaryota; Fungi; Ascomycota; Eurotiomycetes; Chaetothyriales; Herpotrichiellaceae.
AUGCUAUCACGGCACGCUGAGCGAUACCCGACAAAAGCUGCUGGCUCUCGUCACGUCGAUCUCCUUAACCGACUUCAGGGCACAAGGGUGAAUCUCACGGGGUCGCUCUCAUUUCUCGAAGAAUGGACCUAUUUUACAGAUCUCUCUAAUCCUGCGUUCGAGAAUUUGACUGCCACGGGCCCAUAUGCUGGAACACGACAGGCUUCUAACACGGGGAGAAUUCUGCGGCAGCGGUACAACCAUCUUGUCCCCGAGGGUCGCCCAACCAAAUUCUGGUCUUGCAGCUCCCCACGGGACGUGGAGACUGCUGAACACUUCGCCACUGGAUUCUUUGGCUCAGACUGGAAGUCUGAUGGCUCAGCAGUGCUGGUAGUCAUUCCCGAGGACGAAGAUCGAGGCGCAAAUACGCUUACACCAGGAGACACCUGUCUCAAUUACCGCGACGACAAAGAGUACGGCCAUGACCACGGUUACGCAAAGCUGGCAGAGUGGCAGAGCACAUUCUCCCGGGCUAUCAGCGAGAGACUCGCCAACGACGCAGAGGGAAUGAUAUUCAGUCCCCUCGAAGUCUAUGGCAUGAUGGAAAUGUGCGGCUUUGAGAUCCUGGCAAGGGGAAAGAGCCCGUGGUGUGAUGUAUUCGAGCAGCGUGAGUGGCUCGAAUUCGAGUAUGCGCGAGACCUGCUGCACUACUAUCGAGCUGGCCCAGGCAACAAGUUUGGGGCAGUCUUGGGUUGGUUGUGGCUCAAUGCGACACAGCAACUCAUGUCCAACCACUCGUCCAGAGACGUCUAUUUCAGCUUCGUCCAUGACGGUGACAUCGUCCCUGCAGUGACCACGUUGGGAAUCUUUGAUGAUUCUUUGGAUCUGGGUCAUCUUCCCACUGACCGGCUCGUGCCCGAGCGGAAAUGGAAGACCAGUGACGUGGUGCCAAUGGGGGGACGGUUGAUAUUCGAACGUAUAACCUGUGAGACGAAUAGAGAGGAACUCGCAACAGGCCGAGAGCAUGCCGUACGGCUCUUUAUCAAUGACGGCCUGAUCGAUCUGACCAAGUUGCCCGACACGGUCCCUUUCAGUGCCAUAGAAGGUGCCGUGUCGUUGGAAAGCUUCCAACACACCUUGUCCACCAAAGGGACACAGCUGGGGGAUUUCCGAGAAAUCUGCUCUUUACCCAGCGACGCACCAGAUCGAAUCAAUUUUUUACAUCAAUAG